UGUUGGCGGGCAGAACGGGAUCGGUGUUGGUUGUUAGCGACGCUCUUGCUAUUGUGUAAUCCCACAGCAAAACACAUUCAAGGAAAGUCGACCGAAAACACGCCACUUGGCUCCCGGGUAUUUUUAUUGCGCAACUAGAGGGUCUCCGGUAUUUUAUCGCCUUCAAGAGACGCACCAAUUACAGUAUUUUCCUCGGGCCUACUUGAAGCAUUCAGUGAAGUAGUGGCCUCAGCAGACAUCAACAUGGCGACAGUAGCAGGAAAGAAAGCCAAGAAGGCUGAGGAAGAGGAGCAGCCAGCAGCUGCAGCGACGACAGCCACAGCCGAGGGGCCGGCAGCAGCAGCGGCAACAGGAGGACCAGCAGCAGCAGCAGCAGCAGAAGAGGAGGAGGAGGAGGAGUAUGUGGUGGAGAAGGUUUUGGACCGACGAGUAGUGAAGGGCAAAGCGGAGUUUCUGCUUAAAUGGAAGGGCUUCUCAGAUGAGGACAACACAUGGGAACCAGAGGACAACCUUGACUGCCCUGACCUUAUAGCUGAGUACAUGCAGAAACAUAAAGAGAAGGAGGAGAAGAAGAAGGAGGGCAAGAGAAAAGCAGCCAGUGAGGCCAGUGGUGACUCUGAGGAGAGGGGGAGCAAGAGGAAGAAGGAGGAGGGUGAAAAGGCCAGAGGUUUCGGCCGAGGUCUGCAACCGGAGAGAAUCAUUGGAGCCACAGAUUCCAGUGGAGAACUGAUGUUUCUCAUGAAAUGGAAGAACUCAGACGAGGCAGACCUUGUCCCGGCGAAAGAGGCCAACAUCAAAUGUCCCCAGGUGGUGAUCUCUUUCUAUGAGGAGCGCCUCACCUGGCACUCAUACCCCACAGAGGAGGAGGAGAAGAAGGAGGAGGAGAAAAAAGACUAAAGGACAUGCGGGGGGGGGGGGAGGAGGAGGAGGGGGCAGGAAACCAACUACACACCGCUGAACUGUUCAAGAGAGUUGACUGGCAGUAAAAAGUAGAGAAACCCUCUGUGUCGUGGAAAUCAAGCUGCCAAUUUAUCUGACAGAUGAAACAGUUUUCCUGCUCCCGAUGCAGAGAUGUGGGACUUUCCUCAAAAGAUGCUCCCGCCUGUAUCUUAACUAAACCAUGUUUUCAAAGAGGCAUGUCAACAGAGUUAGAUUGGCCCCAACCAAGAACAUGUCACCUUUUUGUCAUUUUGGAAUUGGUGCCUUUGUUCUGCUUCUCCCCACAAAUUCUUGACAGUGAAAUGAUCAUUUACGCUUCCUGCAUUCAAUGCCUGAUGGAGGAAAUACAGGAACAUAACACACGCUGUUGAGGUAUCUGUUUAACGUAAAAGUCUGAGCUGUUUACGUGAGAGGCAGGCGUAAUGUUAGGCUCAGUGUUUUCUCCUUCCUUUAGCUGUCCUCACACUCUAAGGUCAGGCACUAACCAGGGCACAAUGUUCAUUCCUUCUUUUGUCUGGAUACACUGGAGGGACCUUCUUUUGGAGUUUGGGGUAUUGAGGAGUGUAAGAAUGGACACAAACAUUCAUCUCUUUCAGUAUCUAUUCUCUCUGUGCCACCCGAGUUCUCAUUGCAGGUGUUUUAGUUCUGUGUCCAUGAAGAGUCUGAUGAGGCGCAGAGACAGUCGCCAUGGAAACAUCACACACCUUUACAGGUAAACCAGCCAAGGCGGCAGCAAAGACAAAACCAGUGUUCAGAUCAGGGCUACACGGGCAAAUGAGUUUAAUCAGCCCUCAUGGUAUGAAUUAAGUCUUCAUUUCUCUUCUUUGAGACUCAUGAUUGAAUGGAUAAUCGUAGAACACGAGGAAUAUUUGCCAAAUAGUGGAUCAUUUCUCUAGGUUGUAGAAGCCGUAUUGGCUAAUUCAGUUGUAAGACUGGCCUGUAGGCGCAUGCAACGAAUAAAAGAGCUCAGUUUUUCCUGAAUUGAAAGCACUGGAAUGUUUAAAACUCUGAUAAGAAAUGUAAUGAGUUUAACUUGUGUGAUCUUGGGUAAAGAAAACCUUUAAUUACCCUACAUAGACCAUCCAAGUUCACUGUAACAGCUCUGAUAUCAGCUGAUAAAUGUUAGCGUUGCAGUGGUUUUCAUCAAGAAAAACUGUAGCUCAGGUUUUCUUUUUUUACAUCCAUAUACAGGUUGAUUUAUUUGUUAGUGUUUGCAGAAACUUGAUGUGCCUUUUGUAAAACAUUUUUACUUGCCACGCUCUCUAACUAUGUAAAAGUAUAGAUGGAAUUUCUAAACCCCCCCACCCCCUCCCAGAAGACUUUUUAUUUUCCCUUAAGGCUAAUUGAAAUACUUUAUACUUUCAGCUCAAUUUCAUACAAGUGGUAAAACAAUAACAGCUGUAGAAUAGUCUGCUAUUCUAUUUUAAUUUAGAGUCCAAACACUGCUGCACAUGUGCAACACUCAACUAACAUGGCUCCGCAAAGACAAUGUAGUUUUGUUUUUUUUUUUCUGUCAGAUUCUAGGUUUAUCAGUGUAGCGUUUUACUUCCCCAGCCCGUUGUUAUCGCUGAGCCCUGCAGCGUUCGCAUCUGUGUUUACAGGCCCGUCUGGACUGAUCCAGAAUCACAGGAAAGCUGAAGGGAAGUAGCGCUCAAUGGAUUAUUGAUUAGUACAUGUCUGUAAACGUAACCAUGUUCAGGUAGAUGAGCGCUGACUACAGGCAACAUGACUGUUUCCUGUCAGUCCAACUUCAGUUUUAGUUUUAGUUUAAUUAAAACAUUGUAUUGACCUACUUCAUGCCCAACUUCUGAAGCUUCAGUGGAAAACUUGCAUCUGUUUGUGAAUGUUCGGAGUACACUUCCUCAUACAUGUUCUGUAUAUAGGUUAGUUUCCGUUGUGUUUGAAAUGGUAGAGGAUUUUGUCUUGAACAUGCAGCUGAAUACCAUGAAAGUUUUAGAACAUAAGCCACUUUCACAAAGGCAGAAGUUGACCGAUAAUCAUUUUCUAAAUUUAAUAAACCUGCGCAAAUGAAUCUUAUCAGUGAAUCUGGAACUGAAUAUCCAUUUGUCCGCACAAAUGUAGGUCCAAAUUUAAAAAAAACAAAUGUAAAAUUCAAAGUAAAAAAUGUUAGGGUUCCUCAAAGCCUACAAGUCUGAGCUAAGUUUCGUAGUAUAAAGCCAAUUCAUCAGUUAUUAAAAAGCAGAAGUUGACCACAGACAAUUCCAAGUGUUUCCCACUGAGAGCUUAAUCAGUUGGAAUGGACCAACCACAUUUUCCUAGUAUUAAAGUGUGGCUUCUGUUCCACAAUUGACUAUGACAUAGGUACAUUAUAUAUAUAUAAAGUAACUAAAAAGGAAACUGGACUGAGUUGAUGUCUUUAUAAAAGAAGACAUCAAAUCCGCUGAGGAAAUCUGACGGUUAGUUGGUUGAUUAGUUGGUCAGUCUUUAAAGGAAUCUAUAAUUCACUGUAUCUGAAGUGGUGGAAUUUUGUAUUUUAAUUUCCACUGAUCUGUUUAAGUGAAGGGGGGGGGGGGGCUUGAGUUUAUUUUACCGCUCCUGCUGCUUUGGUUGGUUGAAGGUGUGUAGAUGCAGUCCAUGAAAUGUUUUUCCGCUCAAAGAGAUGAUGGACACCUACUUCAAACAUUGUUAAUUUUCACUCCUGUUUUAACCUCCACAUAGUCGUACAGUUGUGUGUUUUCUACGCUGUAUUGUUUUUAGCUUUGCACUGCCCGGGCAACACUCAAGACAUGAGGAUUCAGUUCACAUUGGAGUGUUUUAAUGACCCCGACACCCACCCCCACACUUACAGAUUGUUCCUGUUUUUACUCUUUGCCAUCAUGCAUAGUAGACACUUCACUUGACUCCACCCUGUCGUCCUCGGUUAAAGGUGUUUGGUGUUUUUAGUGGCUGAGUGCUGUGUUCAGCAUGGUCGGUGUUGAAUGUAGCCCGGCUGUGCUUCUUUCUGUGUAUCAGUCAGAGUAGUAGCUUUUGUUUCUGGCCCUGGGUCAGCUGGUUCACUCUGCUUUGAAGAGUCUUGGUGCUUGACUGUGAAGAAACAUCGAGCUGAUGGAAAAAAUAUUUCUUCAUCAUAAAGCUUGUUCUGCUUUACCUUAUUGACCAUGUUUUGUAGCACCUCUGAUUAUUUGCCAGCUGUAAAAAAUUUUAGAGCACCUUCAUUCAUUUGCGACAUGUAUUUGAUGAUAUUAUACAUAAGGUACCUAUAUCAUCCAACAUCCAAUCAGUCUGUGUUUGAGCCGUCACAUAAUUUCUGGCCAAAUUCUUAUGGAAAGAUGCCCCAGUGUGUAGGAAUACUUCUUCUUUUACUCUUGUUGGAGUGUAAAGCUAGCUCUGCUGAUGUUGUAAACUAGAAUGUAUAUGCAGUGUCUGAGCCUGAAGUAUUUCAGCUUCUUUUGGGGUCUUCUUUUUCAUUUCCCAGCGUAGAACGUCCCACAGUCUGUCUUGUGUCUACUUUGUAAAGGGGUUGAAUGAGCUGCACCCAGGUCUGUUAGCUUUUCUAGCUUGUCUGAACUUUUUCUCUAUAUUUAGCGGAUUAGCCUGUGUUGUCCUGUUGCAUGUGUAUUGGUUAUCCUUGCAAUGUCACUGUUAUGGCUAAUCAACUUGUUAUUGUCUGAACAAUAAAGUUUUUUGUUUUGUUUUCAUAAA
Molecule: messenger RNA, 4602 nt
Organism: Sphaeramia orbicularis (orbiculate cardinalfish)
Lineage: Eukaryota; Metazoa; Chordata; Actinopteri; Kurtiformes; Apogonidae
Gene: cbx1a
Product: chromobox homolog 1a (HP1 beta homolog Drosophila)
Exons: 5
Coding region: 244-897 (217 amino acids)
Cellular component (GO): nucleus
Source: RefSeq, a predicted model, not a curated record